AUGAGGCCUGCUGAAGUCACUCUCGACCUUGGUGCACCGCCAGACUACUCCCCCCGCACUUCAUCUGACUUCGAAGAGGUCCAGUACCCCUUGCUUGACGACACUCCCUGGCCCAAGUCUGCUCGCAGGGAGGAGGAGCUACCGCUGCACUACAUGACGGAGGAGAAGACCCGUCGGAGGGUCCCCCGCCCUCUCGUUGAGGUACCCAGCUAUGGGGGACAGGACGAGGACACGGGAAUGGGGUAUGAGAUGUACGACGACGAGGGCAAGGAUGUAUACUCCAAAAUGAAGAUGAAGAGCCCACUUGGCAGCGGUCGUUUGAGGCGACCGCCUCCAACUCCUCCAACAAACAUUCUCGAGUUCUUCCAACAAAACAUUGAACACAUCCCGCCCAUUGUCUACACACUCCUUUCCUGCUGGACGCGUUUCCACAAAAUUGGCAAAUCCAACGUCGUCAUCUGGGACGAAGCCCACUUCGGCAAGUUUGGGUCCUUCUACCUAAAGCGCCAGUUCUACUUCGAUGUGCACCCGCCGCUGGGCAAGAUGCUGGUCGGCUUGGCUGGCCUGCUGUCGGGCUAUGACGGGACCUUCGACUUCCAGAGCGGGGGGGCGUACCCCGAGCAUGUGCCGUAUGUAGCCAUGCGUGUUAUCAUGGCGAUCUUCGGUGUCGCGAUGGUCCCGCUCGGAUGGUAUACGGCGGUCGAGCUGGGCAUGAGCUGGAGGGCAUGUCACCUAGUUGCCUUGAUGGUGCUGCUCGACGUUGCGUGGUUGUGCAUCUCGCGUUUCAUUUUGUUGGACUCCAUGCUCCUCUGCUUCACAUUCACUACGGUCUUCUGUCUCUCGAAAUUCCACAACCAGCAAUACCGUUCAUUCUCGUUUGACUGGUGGUUAUGGCUGGCCUUGACUGGCGUUUCCAUUGGUUGCGUAACAAGUAUCAAGUGGGUCGGACUAUUUGUGACAGCCUUAGUGGGUCUGUACACUAUCGAGGAUCUAUGGGAUAAAUUCGGCGACCUGAGGAUGUCCGCGCGCGAUCAAGCCAGGCACUGGGGAGCACGAAUAGCCUGCCUCAUUGUGCUGCCCAUCACGCUCUACAUGUUCUUCAUCAAGUUGCACUUCAUGAUCCUGAACCAUUCCGGACCAGACGAUGCGAAGAUGAGCUCCCUGUUCCAGGCGAAUCUCGUCGGCAAUAGCUUCGCUGAGAACCCACUAGAAAUAGCGUACGGUUCCAAAGUGACACUGAAGAACAUGGGUUGGGGCGGCGGUCUGCUUCACUCUCAUGUCCAGGUAUACCCCGUUGGUUCAGAACAACAGCAGGUUACAUGCUACCACUACAAGGACGACAACAACGACUGGGUCAUUCAUCCCCGAUGGGACGAGCCAGAGUACGACCCGAAUAGUGCUCUCAAGUUCCUGAGGGACGGCGACGUCAUCCGGCUGAACCACGCAUCCACGACUCGUAAUCUUCACUCUCACCCCGUACCCGCCCCGAUUUCCAAGCUCAACAACGAGGUUUCGUGCUAUGGCAAUAGCACCGUCGGUGAUAUUCACGACUAUUGGGUGCUGGAGGUUGUUGACGACAUAAACCGCGGCAGCAAGGCCCACGUAGAUAUUAUUCACUCGUUGACGACGCGUUUACGGUUUCGCCACCUGAACACCGGAUGUUACCUGCGCGCGGACAACAGCAUCCUGCCGCAGUGGGGUUUCAAGCAGGUGGAAGUCAGCUGCACCAAAGAGAACGAUGUCAAGGACACGCAUACCUACUGGAAUGUGGAGGGACAUUGGAACGACCGCCUGCCGCCUGGCGAUCACAAGAUGUAUCGUACAUCGUUCCUCCGCGACUUCUGGCACCUUAACGUGGUGAUGAUGACGUCGAACAACGCCCUCGUCCCUGACCCUGACAAAGAGGAUAUCCUUGCAUCUAAGCCGCUUGACUGGCCUUUCCUCCGCCUCGGUCUGCGCAUGUGCGGGUGGGGCGAUAACCAGACAAAGUAUUACCUGCUGGGUACGCCUAUCAUCUGGUGGGGUGGCACCAUCAGCUUGGGCGCGGGCCUCCUCGCCUUCGGAGUCUAUCUGCUUCGCAUGCAGCGCAAGUUCGUUGAUAUGGAGCCUCGAGAAUGGGAUCACUUCCUUUAUGUGGGCAAGGUAGCGUUCGUCGGCUGGUUCUUGCAUUUCUUCCCAUUCUUGAUCAUGGGCAGAGUGACAUAUGUGCACCAUUAUCUCCCCACAUUGUACUUCUCGGUGCUGAUGCUCGCGCAUCUCAUCGACCACUUCAUCUUCACCUCGCGGCGCCUGUCCGAGAGGACGAAGUGGAUUACGUUCGGGUUCUGCGUGUCCGCGAUCGUGUUCACAUUUUGGUGGUUCAAGGGCGUAGCCUUCGGUAUCGAUGGUCCCGUCAAGGAGCACUGGGGUUUGCAGUGGCGUUCGUCUUGGAACAUCUACGACCCGUAG
Sparassis crispa is the source of this 2448-nucleotide messenger RNA. RefSeq names its product Dolichyl-phosphate-mannose--protein mannosyltransferase 2. Gene Ontology annotation, biological process: protein O-linked glycosylation via mannose. Bases 1 to 2448 code for a protein of 815 amino acids. The record is from RefSeq and is a predicted model, not a curated record. NCBI's taxonomy places the organism in Eukaryota, Fungi, Basidiomycota, Agaricomycetes, Polyporales, Sparassidaceae. Gene Ontology annotation, molecular function: dolichyl-phosphate-mannose-protein mannosyltransferase activity. Gene Ontology annotation, cellular component: endoplasmic reticulum; membrane. The transcript has 12 exons.